CCUUCUUCAUCCGGGUCUUUUACAACCACGCUGCCAUCAUGGGUCGCAUGCACAAUCCUGGUAAGGGUAUUUCCCAGUCAGCACUUCCAUACAGAAGAUCAGUUCCAACAUGGUUGAAACUGACAUCAGAAGAUGUUCAAGAACAGAUAUUCAAGCUGGCAAAGAAGGGAUUGACACCAUCUCAGAUAGGUGUUAUUCUGAGAGAUUCACAUGGUGUUGCACAGGUCAGAUUUGUCACUGGUAACAAAAUUUUGAGAAUUCUUAAAGCUAAAGGUUUGGCUCCAGACCUUCCAGAGGAUCUGUAUCAUCUCAUCAAGAAAGCUGUCAACAUUAGAAAACACAUGGAGAGAAAUAGGAAGGAUAGGGACUCCAAGUUCAGACUGAUUCUGGUAGAAGCCAGAAUCCACAGAUUGGCUAGAUAUUACAAGACAAAGAAGGUUUUACCACCAAACUGGAAAUAUGAGUCCUCCACAGCAGCUGCUAUGGUUCAAUAGACAUUAAAAUAAAAUUCUAGCCAACCAGUUAA
Messenger RNA from Mytilus californianus (California mussel), 526 nucleotides. RefSeq names its product 40S ribosomal protein S13. Gene Ontology annotation, molecular function: structural constituent of ribosome; small ribosomal subunit rRNA binding. The record is from RefSeq and is a predicted model, not a curated record. The transcript has 6 exons. The coding region runs from base 39 to 494 and encodes 151 amino acids. Gene Ontology annotation, cellular component: nucleolus; cytosolic small ribosomal subunit; ribosome. NCBI's taxonomy places the organism in Eukaryota, Metazoa, Mollusca, Bivalvia, Mytilida, Mytilidae. Gene Ontology annotation, biological process: translation.